AAUACAAUAGUGUUUGCAUUAUCCGAUGUUUCUAGUUAAAUAGCCCUAACAUUUGCAAUAUCCAUAAUAUUUAUUAUUUCAAUCUACCACCAACUACCCAUGUACUUGUCUAGUUUUUUUCUUUAAUUACUUUAUCUUCUACAUUUUGUCUAUAAUCUCAUACAUGUAUGAUGUAUUUCUCUUUCUUCUAUCCAUAUUCUUAGAUGAUCUUCAUCCUUUGAUCAACAAUAUCAAGUUCAUAAUACACCAAGAUUAUAUCUAUAAAUAUAAAAUGAGGUUUGAUCGAAUAUGGAUGUACAAUAAAAAACCUGAAUGCAUGGAAGAUUAUUUGAAAGGUUUGGAUGAGUUCAUUUCAUUUGCCACAACUCAACUAGGUUAUAUGGAUAGUGAAAAAAUAAGGUGUCCUUGUCGAAAAUGUCGAAUUCAAAAGUUCAUAACGUCUGAUAUGUGCCAUCAACAUUUGAUGAGGCAUGGAUUCAUGGACAACUAUUACACAUGGGCUGCUAAUGGGGAACCUCUUCAAAACUCACAAGUAUACAACUAUCAACGUACACGACCUUCGCUCGGUAACAAUGAAAGAUCAAAUGCUUAUGAGUCAAUGAUAUAUGACAUGGCAUCAAGUUCCCAACCAGAUGUGGGAGAUGAAGGUACUACCAAUUUCACUACACCACAUAUUUUAUCUGAAAGGUUCUGGAAAGCAUUGAAUGCAGCACAUCAACCCAUAUGGCCUGGUCAUGAAAGCGAGAGUAAACUAUCAGCAACGGUAAAACAACUAAAUAUGAAAUCUGAGAACAAUUUGUCUGAUCGUGCUGUAAAUCAAAAUCUGGACUACAUUAGAUCAUUGUUACCCAAAAAUAAUUGUAUGCCAGAUAGUUUUUAUAGCAUGAAGAAAUUGGUUGAAGAUUUGGGUUUGCCCGUGAUAAGAAUCGAUGUAUGUAAAGAUAAUUGCAUGCUUUAUUGGGGUGAAGAUAUUGAUAAACAAUCAUGCAGGUUUUGUAAUCUUUCCCGAUAUAAAGAAGACGUUGUUAAACCGAAGCCCCAUAAACAACUUUUUUACUUACCUCUUGCUCCCAGAUUGCAGAGGUUAUACGCAUCAAAUGUUACAGCCGCUCACAUGACAUGGCAUGGUCGUCAUGUUAACAAACCUGGGAUGAUGUGUCAUCCUUCUGAUGGAGAGGCUUGGAAGUGGUUUGAUCAUCAUUAUCCAAUAUUUGCACUUGAGCAUCGAAAUAUUCGACUCGGCCUUUGUUCUGAUGGAUUCGCUCCUUUCGGCCAGUUUGGAAAAGUAUAUUCAUGCUGGCCAGUAAUUCUAACACCUUAUAAUCUUCCACCAGGCAUGUGUAUGAAGUCACCGUAUAUGUUAAUUUCACUAAUUAUUCCCGGGCCGAAAAGUCCACAAAGAAAUAUUGAUAUUUUUCUUCAACCGUUGAUAGAGGAGUUACAAAUGUUGUGGAAUGUCGGUGUUCCUACCUAUAAUGUCUCCCGGGGUGAAACAUUUAACAUGAAAGCAAUGUUGUUGUGGACUAUUAGUGAUUUUCCUGCUUACGGAAUGUUGUCAGGCUGGAGCACUCAUGGAAUUGAUGGUUGUCCAAUAUGUAUGAAAAAAUCAAAAUCUUUUCGAUUAAAAUAUGGGCGAAAGGCUUGUUAUUUUGAUUGUCAUAGACAAUUUUUGUCGCCGGAGCAUCCUUAUAGAAAUGACACACAACAUUUUACAAAAGACCGCGUGGAAACAACUCUUCACCCCCCUAUAAAAGAUGGCAAUGAAAUAUGGUCGGAAAUUUCACAUUAUAAGCUUGCAAGUGAAACUCCCCAUGAUUACCCUCAUGGAUUUGGCGAUUAUCACAAGUGGACUAAGAGAAGUAUAUUCUGGGAGCUUCCGUAUUGGAAAAAACUUCUCAUUCGACAUAACUUGGAUUUUAUGCAUAUUGAAAAGAAUGUGUUUGAAAAUAUUAUAAACACGGUUAUGAAUGUGAAGGGUAAGACGAAGGAUAAUAUUAAUGCGAGGAAGGAUAUGUUUGUUGUGUGUAAUCGUCCAGAGCUACAUCUUGAUCCUGAUACAAUGUCUCAUAAGCCUAAGAAGGCUUCUUAUACCUUGACGAAGGCAGAAAAUAUCAUAAUUUGCAAAUGGCUCAAGACUUUGAAAUUCCCAGAUGGUUAUGCGUCCAAUUUGUCAAGAUGCGUUGAUACAACCGAAUCUAGGUUGAUUGGAUUCAAAAGUCAUGAUUGUCAUGUGUUUUUGGAAAGGUUAUUGCCAAUUGCAUUCAAACGAUUAUUACCUCAAUUUGUUUGGGGAGUCUUGACUGAUUUAAGUAAUUUCAUGCAUGACCUUAAUUGUUCAAGUCUGAGCUUAGACAAAGUGGAUAACUUACAAUCUCAAAUUCCUAUAAUUUUAUGCAACUUGGAGAAGAUUUUCCCGCCUUCCUUUUUUGAUUCAAUGGAACAUCUACUAAUACACUUACCAUAUGAAGCCAAAAUAGGAGGUCCUGUACAAUACAGAUGGAUGUAUCCCUUCGAGAGGUUUUUGAAGAGUGUGAAGAAUAAGGUGAAAAAUAAAGCUAGGAUUGAAGCAUCCAUAUGCAAUGCCUAUAUUCUUGAAGAAAUAUCAACAUUUGCUUCAUAUUAUUUUGAAUCGAAUGUAAAUUGCAAACAAAGACAACCUCCGAGGAACACCGAAGGGUCAGUGAACAUAAAUGAACAACCAAUUUCAAUUUUCAAUUACUUAGGACGUGGAAGUGGUGGUUCAAAGAGAUUUCUAACUAGCAAAGAAACAUUAGUGGCUCACACGUAUGUCCUACUAAAUUGUCCGGAGGUGGAUUCAUAUUAUAGAACUUUUUGCACCAUGAAUGUUGGAGUCGAUCUUGAAGAAAUAGAUUGUCAAUUCUCAUCAUGGUUUCGGUCAAAGGUUUUACAAGAUCAAAGGGGGGUUAUUGAUAAAGAACUAUCUUAUUUCAUAUCAUUUGGUCCCAAGACUCCAACAACUAGAUAUUCAACAUACUUCAUUAAUGGUUAUGUGUGGAGGGCUGGUGAUUACGGAUCUAAUAAAUCAACCAUGAAUAGUGGUAUUUGCGUUCAUGCAAAUGAUUCUGAUUAUUAUGGGCUUUUGGAGGAGAUUAUUGAAUUAGAAUAUCCUGGUCCAUGCUUACAUGUAGUUCUAUUCAAAUGUUUAUGGUUUGAUCAUAUUAGAGGUACUAGAGUUAAUGACACAUAUAGACUGAUUGAGGUGAACAUGAAUCGUACAUAUACUAAAUACGAUCCAUUUGUUCUUGCUCAACAAGCUAUACAAGUGUACUAUUCGAACUAUCCAACCCCAACGAAUGAUCGUAAUUCAUCAUGGAUGGCUGUUUGUAAAACAAAAGCAAGAGCAAAGAUAGAGGACAUAUGGACAAAUGAAGUGGUGUAUCAAAAUGAGUAUCCUACCAUAGAAUUGUAUAUUCCCCUAAAUAUUCCCUUGUAUGAUGUCAAUGAUUUGAGUGAUCCAAAUGUUUUAAAUGGUGAGUUAGAUGGAUUAGAGGAAACUGGAUUACAUGGAAGUGGUGCAGAGGGAAGUGAAGAUCGAGAAAGUGAUUCAGAUAUAAGUACAAAUGGAGAAGUUGAAGAUAGAGGAGACGAAGAACAAUCAGGAGAUGACAUAUUUUAAUGUUGUUGUUUGAAAACUAAUGUUGAUGUACUUACAUAUUUUAAUGUUGUUGUUUCAAAACUAAUACUUAUGUACUUGCAUAUUUUAAUGUUGUUGUUUAACAUAAUAUGUAUGGUAUAUUGAAUAUAUGCUGGAUUAUUUGAAUGUAUGCUGGAUUAUUUGAAUAUCAUUGGAUCUGCAAUAUUCAGUGCAAUAUCUUUUUAGUUAGUACAUUGCGAAGAUUAUUGCAAUAUAGCGGUCAUUCUUGUUUAAUGCGUAAAUCGUUGCAGCACAAAUUUGCUUAAAUCUACCCGAGAGCAAAAAAAUUAAUUACUAAAAAUGCCAUUGGAUUUGCAAUAUUCAAUACAAUAUCUUUUCAGUUAGUACAUUGCGAAGAUUAUUGCAAUAUAGCGGUCAUUCUUGUUCAAUGCGUAAAUCGUUGCAGCGCAAAUUUGCUUAAAUCUACCCGAGAGCAAAAAAAUAAUUACUAAAAAUGCCAUUGAAUAUGCAAUAUUUAGUGCAAUAUCUUUUCAGUUAGUACAUUGCGAAGAUUAUUGCAAUAUAGCGGUCAUUCUUGUUUAAUGCGUAAAUCAUUGCAGCACAAAUUUGCUUAAAUCUACCCGAGAGCAAAAAAUUUAAUUACUGAAAAUGCCAUUGGAUCUGCAAUAUUCAUUACAAUAUAUUUUCAAUUAAUAUAUUGCAUAAAUAGUUGCAUAUCCUUCAGUCCAAAAUUAUAUUGCACUAUUAAUAUUUAUUGCAUAAAUAGUUGCAGUUUAAUUAACUUGUAAAAAUUUCAUGUGCCCGCGUGAAAAUUCAUUUUGCGCCAAAAACCAAAGAAAAGAACCAGGGAACUGAAAAGUCAUUCAUUUCCCCCAAAUAUUUUCUCUCUCCCCUUUUCUUCCUAAACCCUACGAAUCUUCCUAAGCCUUCUACCGUCCACCAUUUCUAGCUCUGUUUUCAGUUUGAUUUUUCUUCAUCGUCUACAAAAUCACGGAAGGAUACAUUUGAAAUCGCAGACGAUGAGGUGAAUGUUUCCUCCAUUGAAGUUACGAAGCCCUAUUCAAACGCCGCAAAACUUGACUGAUACUUCACAGCAACGGUGAAGCACGACUCAGUUCGGUUCCGAUUGAAGUUCCUCGCCGCCAUUCUAGAUUAUCAACCAAAAUGGGUAGACAAGCUAAAAGACGACAAGAAUUAAGCGAUAAUGAAAAUAUUG
This is a messenger RNA of Impatiens glandulifera, 4832 nucleotides long. RefSeq lists its product as uncharacterized. The coding region runs from base 164 to 3637 and encodes 1157 amino acids. Lineage: Eukaryota; Viridiplantae; Streptophyta; Magnoliopsida; Ericales; Balsaminaceae. The record is from RefSeq and is a predicted model, not a curated record. The transcript has 6 exons.